Messenger RNA from Ailuropoda melanoleuca (giant panda), 668 nucleotides. RefSeq names its product RNA polymerase II, I and III subunit L (gene POLR2L). NCBI's taxonomy places the organism in Eukaryota, Metazoa, Chordata, Mammalia, Carnivora, Ursidae. Gene Ontology annotation, molecular function: zinc ion binding; DNA binding. Gene Ontology annotation, biological process: transcription by RNA polymerase II; transcription by RNA polymerase I; tRNA transcription by RNA polymerase III. The annotation marks the transcript as partial. The record is from RefSeq and is a predicted model, not a curated record. Gene Ontology annotation, cellular component: RNA polymerase II, core complex; RNA polymerase III complex; RNA polymerase I complex. The transcript is spliced from 2 exons.
AUCUUCUGUGGCUCCAUCACCUCUCGCUCCACCACCUACUUGGGCCCUAGCACAAACUUACGGCCUAGAGCUGCCCCACAGGAACGGCCUUCAGGCCUCUAUCCCAGGGUUCCCUUUGCCAGAAUCAGUCCACUCCCUUACACACAUCAGCCUCGGUUCAAUUCAAAAGGCACCUCUUCCACGACGCCCUCCCUGACCACCCUCCCCAGCCUCCGCCCCUUUCUGAGUCCUCAGAGGCCCUACGCCCCCAGAUCAGGGGCUACCCAGCACAGCUUGGCCCCGGAUGGGUGCGGACCCUUCCUCCGGAGGAAGGGAGGAGGGAGGCGAGCCAAAGCGGAUCGCUGGGGCGCUGGGGGGAGAGGAGCUGCCGCUGAGCCCUGCGCGCCCUCCCGCCCUCGGGGCUUCAGGGACGCCCUGGAUGCACUUGGCCUGAAGCGUUACUGCUGCCGCCGCAUGCUGCUGGCACACGUGGACCUGAUCGAGAAGCUGCUCAACUACGCCCCCCUGGAGAAGUGAUGUGCUGGCGCCCGCCCCCCACCGUGCUCACCUGCAGCAGUCCGCACUUUGCCCCUGUGCACCCUGCCCACCUCCUACGGGUGUGUGUCUCUGCUCCAGAGGGAGCUGUCCAGUAAAGGUCUUUGCAGAACCAUGAGGAGGUCCUGACGGUU